AUGUCGUCCAAUCCUUCGCGUUCUUCCACUCGCCCAUCCAGCGAAGUCGAGCGAAACACCUAUACCAAUGCAUCCACCACUCCUUCACGAAACGGCCAUGCCCGGCAGCGAUCCAACACCGCCAGCUCGAUCCGCUCCAACGGCACCGUCCGCGCACCCAUCGUUUCGAUGGACCAUGACACCUCUCCUCUUGCCAAGUUUGGCAUCAAGGGAGACGGCCUCAUGCUCUUUGUUACCUGCUUUGCCUCUCUCGGCGUGUUUCUCUUCGGAUACGAUCAGGGAGUCAUGAGCGGCAUCAUCACCGGCCCUUACUUCAAAGCAUACUUCGAUCAUCCCACCGCUUACGAGAUCGGAACGCUCGUUGCCUCGCUCGAGCUCGGAGCUCUCGUCACUAGUCUUGCCUGCGGUCGACUCGCCGACAUCUUUGGCCGCAAGAGUACCCUUUUCUGGGGUGCCGUUGUCUUUUCCGUCGGUGGCGCCAUCCAAACCUUCACAACCGGCUACAACUCCAUGCUCAUCGGAAGGAUUGUAUCUGGGCUUGGCGUGGGAAGCCUUUCUAUGAUUGUGCCUACUUACCAAUCAGAAAUAUCUCCGGCCGAGAACCGUGGCAAGCUUGCGUGCAUCGAGUUCACAGGCAACAUCAUCGGUUAUGCCAGCAGCGUGUGGGUCGACUACUUUGCCUCGUACAUCGAGAGCGACCUCUCGUGGCGUCUGCCUCUCAGCAUUCAAGUCGUCAUCGGUGCUACGUUGGCAUUUGGCUCUGUCCUCCUUCCCGAGUCUCCGCGUUGGCUGCUCGACAAGGACAUGGAUCAUGAGGGCAUGCGUGUCCUCGCUGAUCUGCACGGUGCCGGCGAUCCCACCGAGCCGCGCGCCAAGCUCGAGUUCCGCGAGAUCAAGGAAAACGUCCUCUACCUCCACAAACAGGGCGACACCUCCUAUAGACGGAUGCUCACCCAGUAUCGCUACCGCACCCUCAUCGCCAUGUCUUCCCAAAUGUUUGCCCAGCUCGUCGGCAUCAACAGCGUCUGCUACUACCUGCCCAUGAUCCUCGAGUCUGCCGGCUGGAUCGGACGCGACGCUCUGCUCAUGACCGGCGUCAACGGCAUCAUUUACACGUUAGCCACGGUGCCCACCUGGUUUCUCGUCGACCUCUGGGGACGUCGUAUCAUCUUGCUUUCGGGCGCUGUUGGAUGCGCCGCGGCACUCACAGCCUGCGGCUACUUCCUCUACAUCGACCGCGACUACACUCCGCAGGCCGUCGUCGGCUCGAUCAUCGUGUUUAAUGCUGUCUUUGGAUAUAGCUGGGGCCCAAUUCCUUGGCUAUAUCCGCCAGAGAUUAUGCCUCUUGCUUUCCGCGCGAAGGGAGCCUCGUUGGCGACGGCGACCAACUGGUCGUUCAACUGGUUGGUGGGCGAGCUGACGCCGAUUUUGAUGGAGAAGAUUGGCUGGAGGCUUUACAUUAUCCUUGCCUUUUUUGCAGCGCUGGCGUUCGUCACGGUGUAUUUCGGGUAUCCAGAGACAUCGGGUGUGCCGCUCGAGGAAAUAGGUGCGCUCUUUGGUGACGAGAUCAACGUUCCCCAGGACGAGGAGGAUGAAGACGAUGAAGACGAGAACGAGAACCAGCAAAGCGGAGAUACCAGACAACGCAGAAGCGCGAGCACCGAUGGAUCCGAGGACGGCCAUUUCACUCCCCGCCCCAUACGCCGGUCCAUCUCGAGCCAUCCGCGCUUGCAGUCGGAGGAAGAACGCGCGGCUCGGGCAGCGGCAGCGCGUGUAGCAGCUGAAGAUCGACGAGCUGCUCAGUCGUACUUCGGACUUGGAGGUGGGGGCGGAGGUGUGUUCGGCUGGGUGGGGCGCUUGCUCGGAGGAGGCAAGAGGGAUGCGCCGCCCAAUCGCAGCUUGUACGAAGAAGUACGGAGAGAUGAGCACUAG
This is a messenger RNA of Sporisorium graminicola, 1932 nucleotides long. RefSeq lists its product as uncharacterized. Bases 1 to 1932 code for a protein of 643 amino acids. The record is from RefSeq and is a predicted model, not a curated record. Gene Ontology annotation, molecular function: carbohydrate:proton symporter activity. Gene Ontology annotation, biological process: transmembrane transport; carbohydrate transport. NCBI's taxonomy places the organism in Eukaryota, Fungi, Basidiomycota, Ustilaginomycetes, Ustilaginales, Ustilaginaceae. Gene Ontology annotation, cellular component: membrane. The transcript has a single exon.